AUGGCAGAUAGUGAUGAUGAAUAUGAUCGGAGAAAAGGUCGUGAAAAAUUCAGGAGAGAGCGUAAUGAUUAUGAAAGACGAGAGGAAAGAAGAAGCCGUGAUCCAAGAGAUGUUUGGGACCGAGACAGAUCAACUGGGAGAGCUAGAGAAGCCUGGAGCAGCAGAAGCAGAGAGAGACAUGAUCCUUACAGAGAAUAUGAUGCGCGGCGUCGGGAAAGAUAUAGCCCAAAUGUCAGACGAGACAUGAGUCCUCCACAUGCAAAACGAAUGAGACGUGAUUGGGAUGACCAAGGUUACCCUCCUUAUGACAUGGGUGGAUAUGGAGGAACUCCAAUGCAACCACCUCCCACCUGGGGCCCCUCCCCAGAAAUGAGAGGUCCUCCACAGGGUGAUUUUAACCCUGGACAAGGAGGAAGAGACCUAGAAUUUCCCACCCAGCCUCCAAUGUUGACAUUUAAACAGUUUUUAUCACAGCAAGAAGAUAAUAUCAGCGACCAAGAUGCAAUUAAAAAAUAUAAUGAAUAUAAGGACGAGUUCAAAAGACAACAAAUUAACGAAUUCUUUUUGGCACACAAAGAGGAAGAAUGGUUUAAAACAAAAUAUCAUCCUGAGGAGUGUGAGAAGAGGAAUAAGGAGGUUAAAAAAGCCUUACAACAUCGCUGUAAUGUCUUCAUGGACCUUGUGGAGUCUGGAAGGGUUGAAGCAACAUGGGUGGACUUUGAGAAGUCAGAUGAACUUGUCAAACUUCUGGAUGCUGCUGUCAUUAAGAUGGAAGGAGGGACAGAUUUUGAUUUAACCGUGUUGGACCAAGCCGUUGAGGAGGAUAAAGAUGGAGGCAGGAGUCGGAACAACUCAGAAUCUAUACCCAUGGAAAGUCCAGAUGAAAAGAAGAAAAGAAAAAGAUCCAUUUCAAAUGACAAAAAACCAGAUGAGCCAUUAAAAUUACCUAUAUCAGCUGAACAGAAGGAGCUCAUGAAGAAGGCACAGGAGUUUUCUAAACAGCAGCAAGCCAAAAAUGGAAGUGAAUCCAGCUCACCUGUACCAGAAGAAAGCACCAUCAAAGAAGGGAAAAAACCUAAGAAAAAGAAGAGACAUCGCAACAAAGCUGGUUAUGACUAUGAGAGUGGCUCAGAGUCUGAGAGUGGCAGUGAUUCUGAGUCUGAGCCUGUCCCACCAGGAAUGGAGGAGUCAGGGGAGACAGCCGAGGAGGGAGAAAAGUCCGAGGAUGGAGAUGAACAGAAUGUAUCCUCCUCAACAGAGGCAUCCAAAACUAAGGAAGAGGAAACGCCAAAAGAGGCUAACAUGUCUGAUGGAGAGGAUAAAGACCAAGACACCAUGGAGGAGAAAGAGAAGGACAAAAAAGACUCGUCUCCCAGACCCAGGGCACUUCACAAGACUUCCUCCAUCUUCUUAAGGAAUCUAGCGCCCUCUAUUACCAAACAGGAAGUGGAAGCUAUGUGUAAGAGAUACCCUGGCUUUGUUCGAGUGGCCCUUCAGGACCCCCAGGCUGAACGGCGGUUCUUCAGAAGAGGCUGGGUCACAUUUGAUAGAGAUGUUAACAUUAAAGAAAUCUGCUGGAACCUCAACAAUAUUAGAUUGAGGGACUGUGAACUUGGAGCCACCUUGAAUCGGGAGCUAAAACAGAGAGUCCGUCCUGUCAAUGGAAUCUCAGCCCACAAACAAAUUGUCCGCUCUGACAUUAAACAAGCAGCUAAAAUUAUCCAGAAUCUGGACUCCAAGUGGGGGAUGUGGGAGGAUCCUGAGGAGGAAAAGAAAGACAAAUCUAAAGAGAGCUCCUUUAGUUUCACAUCUAAGAAUCCUGUUUUAAAGAAUAUUACAGAUUAUCUUGUGGAGGAAGGAAGUUUCGAGGAGGAAGAGUUACUCGGUGAAAAAAUGGAGGAGGGGGAGAAAGAAUCAAACAAUGAAGUUAUAGUGGAGAGAGAUGAGCGAAUGAUCAAGGCUUUAGACAGGAUGAUACUCUACCUCAGGAUAGUGUAUUCCAUUGAUUACUACAGUGCUAACGAGUAUCCUAACGAGGAUGAGAUGCCACACAGAUGUGGGAUUAUGCAUUGUAGGGGAAUACCACCCACCACUAAAAUUACACAGCAAGAUGUAAAUGAUUGGAUCACCAAUACAGAGAACAAACUGAAGCAGUUUACAGAGGUCCAGGAGAAAUUGUCUGAGGAAGAAUGUAUCAAGUUUGGCAGGAAAGAUCCAGAGGCAGAGGUGGAGAAGUUUGUAACAGCCAACACACAGGAACUGUCCAAGGAUAAAUGGCUGUGUCCAAUCAGCGGGAAGAAGUUCAAAGGUCCAGAGUUUGUCAGGAAGCAUAUCUUUAACAAACAUGGUGAAAAAGUGGAGGAAGUCAGAACAGAGGUUGCUUUCUUCAAUAACUAUUUAAUGGAUCCAAAAAGACCAGCAUUACAAGAGCAUCCUAAAAAUAAACAGAAAGAGGGGCCUUCUAGAGAUCCCUUUUCUGGUCAUAGUGCAGGUUACCAAGCCCCUCCCCAGCAAGGAAUGAUGGGAUACAAUCAGCCAAUGGCACCACCCAUGAGGAGUUAUGGGUCCAGCAGCAGUGCACCUCACCAUUACCCAACCCCACCCUAUGGAAAUCAUGACUACCGGGGGGAUUAUAGAAGAUCCGCAGCGGGAGGAUACAGAGGCCAUUUCAGAUCCAAUGUUGCUAGGAAGCGGAAUUCUGAACACCGCCGAUCAGAUCCGCGAGGACUUAUUGAGUACCGAGAUCUGGAUGCUCCAGAUGAUGGGGAUAUCUUCUAAGGAUUUAUUGAGUACCAACAACUGGAUGAUCCAGAUGAUGGGGGUAUCUUUAAAAACUUAAUGAGUACCAACAAGUGGAUGAUCCAGAUGAUGGGGAUAUUUUUAGAGGACUUAUUGAGUACCAAGAUCUGGAUGCUCUAGAUGAUAGGGAUAUGUGUGUAAGCAGUCCAUGGUCUCAUUACAUCAAUGAUGAAAUAAUGAAACAUUUUAAAAUUUUGCAUUAUAUGUAUAUACAGAUUGUUGUAUCAGUUGCAUGGGCCAAAGUUUUGCUGCAUGAUGAAGAUAGACUUGUAAAAUUAUGGCCAGUGAAAAUUUGGAUUUUACAAUAAAUUUUUAAUGCAUUCAAUCUGAUAUUAAUGUCAGGUUACAAGUGCUAAGGUAAUAUGAAUGUAAUGUAACAGAUUAUAUGCAUAAUUCAAAAUAGUUUUCAUUCAAUUCAAUUCAUC
Saccostrea echinata is the source of this 3224-nucleotide messenger RNA. RefSeq names its product serrate RNA effector molecule homolog. Bases 1 to 2778 code for a protein of 925 amino acids. Gene Ontology annotation, biological process: primary miRNA processing; mRNA processing. Lineage: Eukaryota; Metazoa; Mollusca; Bivalvia; Ostreida; Ostreidae. Gene Ontology annotation, cellular component: nuclear body. Gene Ontology annotation, molecular function: nucleic acid binding. The record is from RefSeq and is a predicted model, not a curated record. The transcript has 21 exons.